This is a messenger RNA of Pygocentrus nattereri (red-bellied piranha), 1779 nucleotides long. It is a transcript of the gene tspan2b, whose product is annotated as tetraspanin 2b. The record is from RefSeq and is a predicted model, not a curated record. Bases 119 to 769 code for a protein of 216 amino acids. Gene Ontology annotation, cellular component: membrane. NCBI's taxonomy places the organism in Eukaryota, Metazoa, Chordata, Actinopteri, Characiformes, Serrasalmidae. The transcript has 8 exons.
AUGUGACAGAAGCUGCUGUGCUAGAGUCUGACUGAGUCUAAUACAGCCUGACUGAGGCUUUUUCACUGUUUUUAGGACCAGUUUUAUACAUUCAUAACAGGAACCUGUUAAAGCAACCAUGGGAAAAGUAGAAGGUGGAAUGAAAUGUGUGAAAUAUCUGCUCUUCAUAUUUAACUUCAUAUUCUGGCUGAUGGGCUCUCUGGUGUUAGCAGUGGGUUUAUGGUUACGGCUGGAGCAGGACACUGUGGCCCUGCUGGGAAGCGACGGAGCACCUGAAAACUUCUUCAUCGGUGUGUAUAUCCUGAUUGUGGCUGGUGGUCUGGUGAUGUUGGUGGGGUUUUUUGGCUGCUGUGGGGCAGUGAGAGAGUCCCAGUGUCUGCUCGGCUCAUUCUUUGCCUGCCUGCUUAUCAUUUUUGGGGCAGAAGUUGCUGCUGGUGUGUUCGGAUUCCUAAAUAAAGACAAGAUAAUUCAGGACAUUCAGACAUUUUAUAAAGAAUCUGCUAAAGACACAACGAGCAACAACACUGUCAUCAUCUCCAGCUACCACAGAGUUCUGAACUGCUGUGGCACUACUUCAACUCAGUCCACCCAGUGUCCCAAUAUCCCCCCUGAUACUAAGGACUGUGAAUCAGCCAUUGAAGAGUUUUUCAACAGUAAGCUGUUCAUUAUCGGUUAUGUGGGGAUCGGAAUCGCUGGAGUCAUGAUUAUCGGUAUGAUCUUUAGCAUGGUGCUGUGCUGUGCAAUCCGGAACAGUCGGGAGGUGAUCUAACAAAGCCUGUCUGACCUUUUACCUCUUAUCUCCGUCCACCGCUGACUCCAAAUAGCACACAGCUCUGAGACGAAAGAAACAUCCUUCUGUCAGAAUACUUAAAAAUCCUUAAUCAGGAGUGAGCCGGAGGACGACAUACAACUGAUCAUUUUUCCCUCUCAGUCUAACCCGUCUGAGAUUCUUAACGUUUGUUUUUUUUUUUCAUUUGUUUUAUUUUUGCUUUAUUACCUGCUGGAAAGGUGUCAGCAAUGUUCCAUUUUGACAUGAGGGGUUUAUUUAUGUGUCUGUCUUUGUUUCCAAGUUCUAAAUGUUCUGGACACUGUUCGAGUGGAACUCCCUCUUGGCCGAGUUAUUUAAAGACGGGCAGAUUUCUCAGCUGUGCCCGCCGGUGCCAGUGUGGCAUCACAUGACUGAUAAAGAUAUGAUGUAAUGUGAACUGCAGGCAGCCUAUGGCAUGCUGGGAGAUUUGACGGGAUGGGUUUGAGUCAUGACUGCAGUCUAACCUCACAAUUUCCAUUCAUACUCACUAUUGCUCAAGCUUUCACCUUCAUCCAGACAACCGCUUACAAAUAGUGGGGUCCAAACAUCUGAGACCACUUUGAAAAUCUAGGAUUGUUAUUUAUUCCUGAAAAUAAACAAUGAAAAUAUUAGGAUCUUGAAAAAUGUAAAGCAAAAAAAGGUUUGACAAGAGAAGGUAGAGAAGACAUAUUAAAAAUUCUGGAUCACAAUUCAAAUGUGUGAAAUUGAUUAAAACAGAUUUUAAAAAGAGUAGAAAUUAAAAAGGGAACUUAUCAUAUUUUCUGGUCACUCUACAGCCUCUAUAUGCAUCAUCCUACCAGUGCAGUGAUAAACAGGGUAUGAAAAUGAUGUAAUUCUGUUAUAUCGAACCACAUCCGUAAAGUUAGAACACCACUGACAACAUUACUAAAGUCUGAGCUUUUCUAGAAAAUACUCUACUGCAUAUUCUCCACUGCAUUGUAUGUACAUUAAUAAAUUACAUUUUUAAAUUA